Messenger RNA from Zingiber officinale, 1051 nucleotides. RefSeq names its product ESCRT-related protein CHMP1-like. The record is from RefSeq and is a predicted model, not a curated record. Gene Ontology annotation, cellular component: multivesicular body; ESCRT III complex. Lineage: Eukaryota; Viridiplantae; Streptophyta; Magnoliopsida; Zingiberales; Zingiberaceae. The transcript is spliced from 2 exons. Gene Ontology annotation, biological process: late endosome to vacuole transport; protein transport; endosome transport via multivesicular body sorting pathway. Bases 206 to 820 code for a protein of 204 amino acids.
GAAGAACGCGUCUCUGCGUUUGAAUCCGUCAAAAGGCCGUAACGCGUCGCUGACGAACGAUAUAACGGUAUGUAUAUAUAUCUCUCUGUUAUGUUGCCCUCUGUGCAUCAAACGCCGGUUUCUCCGUUCCGCUCCCGUUCCGGCCAUCUUCGCUAACCCUAAUUUUCCUUCUGUCCGAGCCACCGAUCGAUCUAUUGUCCACGGCAUGGGGAACACGGAGAAGCUGAUGAACCAGAUCUUUGAGCUCAAGUUCACCUCUAAGAGCCUGCAGCGGCAGGCGCGCAAGUGCGAGAAGGAGGAGAAGUCGGAGAAGCUCAAGGUGAAGAAGGCGAUCGAGAAGGGCAACAUGGACGGCGCCCGGGUCUACGCCGAGAAUGCCAUCCGCAAGCGCACGGAGCAGAUGAAUUACCUCCGUCUCGCGUCCCGUCUCGACGCUGUAGUCGCGCGACUCGAUACACAGGCCAAGAUGCAGGCCAUCGGAAAGUCCAUGGGAUCUAUCGUGAAGUCGCUCGAGUCCGCCCUCGCCUCUGAGAACCUACAGAAGAUGUCCGAGACCAUGGACCAGUUCGAGCGGCAGUUUGUCAACAUGGAGGUUCAGGCCGAGUUCAUGGAGGGCGCUAUGGCAGGGUCCACUAGUCUCUCCACUCCUGAGUCCGAGGUUAACAGCCUCAUGCAGCAGGUCGCCGAUGACUACGGUCUCGAAGUUUCCGUAGGCCUCCCUCAAGCUGCGUCGCAUGUCAUUCCUCCUGCCAAGGAGAAGGAGUCGGUGGACGAGGAUGAUCUUUCGAGGCGCUUGGCAGAGCUGAAGGCGAGGGGCUAGGAUUAGCUCUUCUCAAGGUGUUGGAAUCACCUUGCCAGCUGGAGCCACUGUAAGUGCAUCAGCUGUGAUUCUCAGUUAUUGCCAAUAAUUUUACAUACUCAUAUAUCAUAUGUAACAUAUUUACUAUCAGCCACAUCGUAUUUGAACUCGGGGAUAUCAAAGAUCUUGUUUGCAUAUCUUAUGAUGAAUCCAAACGCACUGAUUGAAACUUGUGGUGGAUUCCACCAAAUA